Molecule: messenger RNA, 2001 nt
Organism: Clonostachys rhizophaga
Lineage: Eukaryota; Fungi; Ascomycota; Sordariomycetes; Hypocreales; Bionectriaceae
Source: the annotation of a GenBank genome assembly
AUGCUUACUUGGCUUGACGGACUGGAUAUGCCAGGACCCCAGGAACGGGACGACUCAGUCGCCAUAUUAAAAAACCUCAAGGAUUCCCGCACGGAUGAUAGCAGCAAUAGGAGAGACGACCACUUUGCUAGGAGCCCUUACUUCGCUUCCGACUCUAAUGCCUUAACAGAAGACGCUCAUUUUUCUAGGGACCCUUCCUUCGCAUCCGAGUCUGAAGACUCGACACAAGACUCACAAAGAGACGGAAGUUCAAGUUCGAGCGCCUGGGCUGAAGAAGAAGUACUCGAAGUUCGUGAGAUUUGGGACCAUGGGGAGGCGCUCUACUAUGACGAUUUCCCGCCACAACGUCGCCGAAUUCCAGACCCUGAGAAGUGGACUCAGGUCGACGAUCUGAUCAGCGAAAUUCGACUGACGUUGGAUGCAGCAAGAGUACGGUACAAAUUUGACGGCUCGAAGAACUUUAUCCCGCGAAGUAAAUUUGCCGAUAUUAUGAAGCCCCAGAAGGUUCUCGAGCUUGUUCAUGGCUUGGAGUGCUUCCAAGACAAGCCUCAUGAGCAAAAGCAACAAAUUGCCCAGGAUAUCUGUUUCGGCUCAAGUAACCAACGCCCUUCGCUUAAGAUACUCGGCGCCUUGGUUGCCAGCAAGCAAGUGGGGGACCUUGCCCGACAUCUCCAGAGUGGCUUAACCGACGGCUGCCUGCCAUUAAGAGAAGAUGACGACAAUAAGUUCCAUCUUCGCUGUCAGUGCUCUAACCUAGACCACACCGCCGUGAUAAAUGAUCCCAAUGCCGUUGCCCAUGAUCGGGAAAUAUUCGCCGAUUGGACUAAGAAAUUUAUCGCUCCUUAUAUUAGGUAUCAACGAGGUCUAGGUUUGCAUUGCCAUUACAUAUUCGAGAAUGGAGUCUGCCUUCCCAUCCAAUCUAAUGAAGAAGUUAUCCCUGGCCAGAGGAAUUCCGGAGGGCAGUCCGAAAAUGACAAAUAUGGAAGCUUUGACGAAGUUUUCAAGGUUAAAUUCUACGAUUGCCAUUGCCGUUUCGAAGACACCGGGAUGCCGAAUUCUCGAGGGUACUACGCGCUUAAAAAGUUGACGUCUCACGAACUAAUGGAUUUCGAGUUAGAGCUUUCCUCAUUGCUCUUCUCCGAGGACCACAAUUGUAGCAGGGAACACAUGAUUAAAGUAAUUGCAACGUUUGAAGAGGUGAACCCCGGGAACCGCCAGUCUACUUAUUUCCUGCUCUUUGAUUGGGCCGAAGGGAACUUGGAGCAUUUUUGGCAAUCGAAUAUGUCACUGGUCCAAGACAAGUCUCACUGUCUCUGGAUGGCUGAGCAGUUUCUCGGGCUCGGCAAGGCACUUCGAAAUGUCCAUAAUAGCCAUCGAAGGUCGCGACUACCCCAUCGUGUCGUCGAUUUCAAAAGUCACGGCGGCCGGCACGGAAAUAUCAAGCCCGCCAGCAUUCUCUUGUUUCGGCCCCGAGGGGUGGAGCCACUUCUUGCCUUGGCGGGCUUUGGUCUUGGAAGUCUCUCUCGCUCCAAGCAGGAGCUCGAUAUACAGUUUCCAACACUAACAUACCGGCCACCAGAAGUUGAUCUUCCCGGCGGUCUUGGCUGUGUCUUUCUGGAGUACAUCACUUGGUUUCUCCGUGGCCUUGUCCUCGACAGGUUUUCAGAUGAGAGACUUGAGAAGGAUACUUUCGGCUUCGAAACAGACACGUUCUUCACACUCGAGGGCAAUGAGCAGAAGAUAGCGGUGAUCAAGCCCGCAGUUAAACGCUGGAUUGAGAGUUUGAAGGAGGAAGAGGCUUGCAGCAGGUACUUGAUUCAUAUGCUUGAUCUCAUCGAAACCAGGAUGAUUCAAGUGGGCGAAGACAAUAGAAUCAGCGCGAGGGCUCUUGUCAGGAAGCUGGAAACGCUCAAGAGAGCUUGCCAGCGAACCCCUUCAUUUUAUACCGAGAACUGGAAAAGGUACAAUGCACUGCUUUUCUAUAUCGCCCAAGAGCCAUGA